GGGGUGGGCACAUCUUGAGUGCAGUAUAAGAAAUCAGAUGCACUGAAAGAGCAAGCCUUUUGGAGAAGAUUUUUAAUGAAGGUUUGGGUGUCAAGAGUGACGCUGCUUUCAACAUGAAGACACAAGUGAUGAUUUUGCUCCUGCUCCUCACCUGCCUGAGUCUCAGCAUGGCCCAGGGCUCUUACGGGAACUGCUGCCUGAAAUUUGUUCGCAAAAUGAAGGCCAGUGUGCGGAGGGGUAUUCAGGAUUACAGGAUGCAGGAAACAGAUGGUGAUUGCAACAUCAGAGCCGUAUUGCUUUUGGUCAAGAGAAGAGGAAGACAAUCCAAACCUAUCUGUGCCAAUCCUGAAGAUAAGUGGGUCCAGGAUGUGAUGAAAUCUGUGGACAGAAUCAGAAACAAUCAGAUCAUGAACUAGGUCACUGGAGGAGACCGGGAGGGUGAGAGUGAGGAAGCUCUGUCAGAGUUUAUAUAUCAUGCUUCUACACAUGGACUGGAUUAUAGUCGUCCAGAUUAGGAAUUUCCUUUCGCUGACACAGAAUGUAAAUCACUAUGGUAACCCCUUACGUUAUUUUUAGUAUCAUCAAUUAUAUGAGCCAUAUAAAUGAUUCUGAAUAGUGCAAAGAUUGAGCCACACUUUGGCAGCUUUUAAAUGUGACAUUAUGGAUGUGUGAGAUUUGUAUUGAAUUGUAAAGUUUUCAUUUUUACAUAUUUCAUAUAUUUUUGUAUUCAUGUAAUUCAAAAACAAAUAAAGACACAACAUGUUGACAAAAAUAGUCAGUAAA
Messenger RNA from Periophthalmus magnuspinnatus, 783 nucleotides. It is a transcript of the gene ccl25b, whose product is annotated as chemokine (C-C motif) ligand 25b. The transcript is spliced from 5 exons. The record is from RefSeq and is a predicted model, not a curated record. Gene Ontology annotation, molecular function: chemokine activity; CCR chemokine receptor binding. The coding region runs from base 114 to 416 and encodes 100 amino acids. Gene Ontology annotation, biological process: lymphocyte chemotaxis; positive regulation of GTPase activity; immune response. Gene Ontology annotation, cellular component: extracellular region. NCBI's taxonomy places the organism in Eukaryota, Metazoa, Chordata, Actinopteri, Gobiiformes, Gobiidae.